Messenger RNA from Geosmithia morbida, 1695 nucleotides. RefSeq lists its product as uncharacterized. The record is from RefSeq and is a predicted model, not a curated record. The transcript has a single exon. Bases 1 to 1695 code for a protein of 564 amino acids. NCBI's taxonomy places the organism in Eukaryota, Fungi, Ascomycota, Sordariomycetes, Hypocreales, Bionectriaceae.
AUGGAGCCCUCGCCGCUCCUGAAAGCCCACGAUCAUGCGCGCGCCGCCGCCGUAGCCACCCGCCAGGCCUCGGAUACGACCAUCGCCAUCAGCGAGCACACCCAAGCAGCCGGCGAGUUCGCCUCAGCUGCCUCCAACACCUCGAGCGUCGAGGCCCUCCGCAUGCUCAAGCUUCUUGAGGACCAUCACCGCCGUCUGGCCGAACUUCUCAACUUACCCGCACCCCAGCAGCAGCAGCAGCAGCAGCAGCAGCAGCAGCAGAACUCAGCUCAGCAUGCGGGAGACGACGACGCCACCAACCCCUCGGACGAGACAAAGGCCGGCGGUGAUGGCGCCACCACCGACGAUGGCGGGAAGGCGGCAGCUGCAGAUGCCCGGGCAAAGACGGCACAGCCGACGCCGCACCAGCAGAAGCAGCCGACGCCGCACCGCCGUCUUGCCUCGCGCGAAAUGUCAUCGUCCAUCGCCAGCAACCUCGCCUCGGCGAGGGGGAUCCGUUCAUCCAGGUACCGCGGCCAGCCUCUCACCCCGAGCGUGUCCAACGACCAGGCCCCGGGGAACAUAGAUUCCCGGUCUAGACGCUACGGCUCCGAGGGCAAGAUGCACAACAUCAUGGAGAGUCAGCAGCAGUCACCGGGGAAGCCUACCUGGGUGCCCCCCAUGCCUAGUACCUCGCCGCCACCGCACGGCAAGCCGUCGUCCUCGUCCUCGUCCUCACGCCGCGUCCCGCCUCCGACCGACAGCAACACCAAACCGGCAGACGACGGCGGCUACACCAAGUUCUACAACACGUUUGGCAGCCUCAUGAACCGCAUCUCGGCACCGCUGGCCUUUGCAGGGCUACCCCUCGUCCAAGAGGAAUCCAUCGCCGAGUCUGAGGAAUCGGCAUCUGCGGAGCAGCAGCAGCGGGUGCGGCAGCCAUCACCGGGGAAGAGCCGCAAGACUCAGGCUAUCUCCCCGCCUCAGUCACGGUCCUCGGCCGCGGCCCACGACGCCGACCUGUCCAAGAUCUAUUCCCGGGCCACCAUGCGUGCCCUGGAGAAUGAGGGCUAUGGCGCCAGCGAGUCCUUCUACGUCGUCCCCACGAGCGGCCACACCAUCUCGUACGCCAACAUCCUCAGCUACGCCGAGAAGGAGAAGCGACGGCUCGGGGGCGGCACCAAACCCACGGGCUCGGGCUCUGCCUCGGUCCUGAGCACCAUGCGCGAGGGCCCGGAGGACGACCAGGAUGAUUUCGUCGAUGCCCGCGAGGUGCCAGCGGCCCUAUCCGCCGGCGCCCAGCGCCGCGUCGGCCGCGCCCGCACGGACAGGGAGCUCAGCAACACCAUUGAGGAGCUCUACACCGAGAACAAGUCGCUCAAGGACAUGCUCGAUAAGCUGACCAAGAGGCUGCACACUUUCGAGGCGAGCGCCCAGAAGAUGUCGGAGAGCUUCAGUCUCAUGAGGCCAGGCUCACCCGUCCGCACUCACGGCGGAUCUGCCGGCGGCAGCAGCAGCAAGGCCGAGGUUCUGGAGGCCGAGCUUGCCUCUAUGAAGAAGUAUGUCGAUAGGCUGGAGAGGGAUAACAAGAAGAUGGCCAAGACGCUCGAGAGGUACCGUGAGCAGUGGGAGACGCUAAAGGCUGGCGCCAAGGCGCGCAGAGAAGCUCAGGGUGGUGGGGAGAGCGGAGAGGAGGCGCGAACUACCGUCAGCUGA